This is a messenger RNA of Funneliformis geosporum, 3108 nucleotides long. The record is from the annotation of a GenBank genome assembly. Lineage: Eukaryota; Fungi; Glomeromycota; Glomeromycetes; Glomerales; Glomeraceae.
AUGGGAAUAAAAAAGAAAGAAAUAAACAUAUUACUGCUUGGUGAGACCGGUGUAGGAAAAUCUACAUUUAUAAAUGCCUUCGUGAAUUAUCUCAAAUUUGAUACAUUAGAAGACGCAAAAAAUGGGGAACUGGAAGUUCUGAUCACAUCAAAAUUCUCAAUUAUGGAUGAUGACUUUGAGACGAAAACAAUAAAAAUUGGUGAAGAUGAUUCAAACGAGCAACUGGAUCACGUAGGAAUGUCAGCCACUCAAGGAUGUAAAAGUUAUUUAUUUCAAGCCGAUAACAACGUUUACAUAAGAUUGAUCGAUAGUCCAGGAAUAGGAGACACAAGAGGAAUAGAUCAAGACAAGAAAAAUUUUGAAAACAUUUUAAAAUAUCUUGGCCAUCACAAAUACCUUAAUGGAAUUUGCAUUCUUCUUAAGCCCAACCAAUCACGAUUGAAUGUAAUAUUUAAAUUUUGCAUACAAGAGUUGUUAUCACAUAUUCACAAGAACGCAAAGGAUAACAUUGUCUUCUGCUUUACCAAUGCUAGAGGAACUUUCUAUCGUCCAGGAGAUACGUUACCAGCACUAAAAUCACAACUAAAUGAGCUCAAGGAAAGAUCUGGUGUCGAAAUAAAAACCAACAAAGAUACAAUGUACUGCUUUGACAAUGAAUCGUUUAGGUUUCUAGCAGCGAUCAAGGGGGGGAUAAUAUUUACAGAAGAAGAUGAAAAAAGUUUUGCAGAAAGUUGGAAAAGAUCAGUGGAUGAAUCUUUUAAACUCUUCACGUAUCUUGCAUCGAGUAAGCCUCACAAAAUAAAAGAUACUUUAUCGUUAAAUCAUGCUAGAAAGAUAGUAAUAGUACUUUCCAAACCUCUUGCGGAAAUAGGACAACUCAUCCAAGUAAACAUUAGUCUAAUCAGAGAACAGCAAAAUGAUAUCGAAAAUUUCAGUCAAUCCAUAGAGCAGCUUGAAGACAGGUUAUACAUCCCACAGUUAGACCUCGAACCAGUGCAAUUGGGAUAUCCCAGGACUGUGUGUACCAGUAAAUGUUGUGUUGAAGUCUUGACUAUUGGAGAGAAUAAUUCUUUAAAAAAAAAAAAUUACAAAACACACUGUCAUACACGCUGUUAUUUAGACAAUGUUGAAUGUAAUGUGGUAAAUAAUUCAGCCUUGCAAAAAUGUAAUGCCAUGAGAGACGGAAUUUGUAAAAAAUGUGGUUGCAUAUGGGAUAAACACAUGCAUAUUUCGUACGAGAACAGGCAUGUGAUCAAACAUAUCGUUGACUUAAAUAUAGAAAACCAGAUCAAGGAAACUAAAUCAUUUCAAGAGAAAAAGAAAGCAAUUAUAGAAGACAAACAAAAAAGAAUUGAUCAGCUAAAAAAUGAGCAGCAGAUAAUAACCGAUAUCAACGUCCAAUUUGCACAAUUUUUAAGGCAGAGCGCAAUAGCCAUUUUCAAUAAUGCAUAUGCGGACUACCUUGAUCAUUUCAUUGAACAAGAAAAAAUUAAGAAGAAUCGAAAAAAAGAAUACAUGGAAAAAAUAGAAGCUAUAAAUAAAGCAAUUGAGAAUAACGAUCCUUCGGUACCUCCAGUCUCUCCAGAAGAUAUAUCCAAUCUCGAAGAACAAUUGUAUACUCUACCAAUAAACGGUCAUACAUUAAAAAAUAUAAAAGAUGGAGCGGAGCGUAGUUUAACUAAUGUAUUCAGGUAUGAAGAAAAAUACUGUUGGAGAUCAUUAUCAGAAGGAAGAUUUAUGAAUAGACGACCUCGAAUAGGAAUAAAUGAACCACCUCUUGUACCUUACACGAUUCCAAUUCUUGGACAUACAUUUAAUUAUUUAAUUCAUACGAAAAGCUUUCUUAAAGCAUGUAAAGAGCAGUAUGGUGACUGUUUUUCGAUUUAUGUAUUCGGACGUGUAAUUACGAUCGCCGCAAGAAAUUCUAUAAAUGAAGUAUUUAAAAACUUUGGUAGUGCAAAUGCCGAGUCGAUUCCUUUUCAUACGUUGUUUACUUAUAGCAAUGGUUUAAGUAAAGAAGUAAUUCGUUUUAAUUCUAAACUUACCAGAGAAGAAAUUUCCGCCAAAUUUGAUAAUUACGCACCAAUCAUACAAAAAUAUAUCUCCAAAGGAAUCGAUAAUUGGAUUGGAGACUGUGAAGUCUUUUAUGAUACUUGGAUGAGAGCUAAUAACAUAAUAGCUUUAGCGAUUGUUAAUAUAUUGGUUGGAGAGAAAGCGGCGUCAUUUGAUCUAGUAAAUACAUUAGCAAACUGGCCUUUUGAUUUGGGUAUAUUGGUAACACUUCCACCAAUACUUUCUUUCAUCCAUCCGAAACUACACGAUUUUGUAACCACAUUACCGAUAAAAUUGGGAUGGAAUCCGAUAACAUAUCAUCGAAAAGUUGUCAUAGAUAAUGUGAGACCAAUAAUCGAACGUCGUCUCUACGAUAAAGAAGUAUUGGGCGAUAAUUAUAAACCUUGUAAUGACCUACUUGAAUAUUAUAUAAAUCAACCGGAUUUCGUUAAUCGAUUUCAAUAUUAUAUCGACACCUUAUUUAUUCUUUCAUUUGGUGCAAUCGGAACAACAAGUAGAGCAACUACCAAUGCAUUAUUCGAUUUGGGGGGUAGACCACAAUUCGUGAAUGAAUUAUAUGAAGAAGCAUUACAAAUUGACAAAGAAUGCAAUGGAUCACCUUACCUAGCUGACCUUUUAAAAAUGAAGAAGUUGGAUAGUUUUGUUAAAGAAUCACUUAGACAUACUGAUGAAAUAGGUAGGUCAACCUUCCUUAUAUUGUUGAAUCAGAAAGUUACACUUUCUCCAAUGGUUACACGAUUCCAAAAGUCAAAAGAAGCGUAUGGUGAGGACGCUGAAGAAUUUAAACCAUUUCAAUUUGUAAAUAUGAAUUCUGCUGCAACAAAAAUUGAUCGUUCAUAUGCUGUAUUUGGUGGCGGUAAACAUGCAUGUCCCGGUCGAUUUUUUGCCGUAAAUGAAACAAAACUCGUAUUACAUAAAUUGAUUUUGAAAUAUAAAAUUACGACACAAAGUGGGAAGAUUGAUAAUAAAUUAAUUAUUGGAACGAUUACAUUACCUCCUAAAAGUGGUUUGGUUUUUGAAAAUAGGCAAAAAUGA